Messenger RNA from Lepus europaeus (European hare), 1861 nucleotides. RefSeq names its product arginine and serine rich coiled-coil 1 (gene RSRC1). The transcript is spliced from 10 exons. Gene Ontology annotation, cellular component: nucleus; cytoplasm. Lineage: Eukaryota; Metazoa; Chordata; Mammalia; Lagomorpha; Leporidae. Gene Ontology annotation, biological process: alternative mRNA splicing, via spliceosome. The record is from RefSeq and is a predicted model, not a curated record. Bases 660 to 1661 code for a protein of 333 amino acids.
AAGAAACUUUCACUCCCCGCCUCGGGCAGUUUCUGCUUAUUCCUCUACGCACUUUAAUCUGAGAAACUAAUUUGCACCCAACUUGUGAGUGCCUUCACCUUCAGGGCAGAAGAAACAGUGGCUUUUAAUGCAGUUUUGCAAAUAAAUCAUUACAAUGUAAUCACACACGAGUCUAUACAGACACACUCCCAUGAUUUAUUAUUGUUGGGUGAGUUUCCCCCUCCCGCAGCUCGAGAUAACCAGUUUUGCUUCGUGUGGGUGUCUUAAACAUAACUUCCUACAAUGCAGAUUAGUUUACUGAUUACAUAUGACAAUAACGACGACGACUAAGGCAGUAAUACCCUCUAGUCCAACCUUUAUUGCUUUCUGGAAACAAGAAAAUCAAAUUAAACAAGCUCGCAAAAUAAACACCAAACAAAAAAAUUGGCGGCGUGACAAUCUAUUCGCUCGGCAUUCCUAUCUCCUGGCAGCCUCCAUCGAUGCACUCGGAAGCUCGGCUGAGGUUGCCUGGCGCUGGAACCAGGAAGGCGCUGAGCUUAAACUGAAGCAAGUUCCGAGGACGCCGGCGGCGCCCUCGUCCGAAGAGACGUUUCUAGGUCUGCGGCCCUUGAACAUCAACGGGAGGUGUGAGCCUGACGACCCGGAUCCAGCUGAUAGAAAUGGGACGCCGGUCAUCAGAUACUGAAGAAGAAAGCAGAAGCAAGAGAAAAAAGAAACACCGUAGGCGGUCAUCUUCGAGCAGUUCUUCAGACAGCAGAACGUAUAGUCGAAAGAAAGGCGGAAGGAAAUCAAGAUCGAAGUCCAGAUCUUGGUCCAGAGAUCGUCAGCCUCGUUCACAUUCUUAUGAUAGAAGACGCAGGCAUCGCUCAAGUAGUAGCUCUUCCUAUGGCUCUAGAAGAAAACGAAGUCGAAGUCGUUCAAGGGGUCGUGGAAAAUCCUAUAGAGUUCAGAGGUCUAGGUCAAAAAGCAGAACAAGAAGGUCCAGGUCAAGAGCUCGUCCACGUUCUCAUAGUCGAAGCAGUGAAAGGUCCAGCCAUAGAAGAACCCGUAGUCGGUCUCGGGAUAGAGAGCGACGUAAAGGCAGAGAUAAAGAGAAAAGAGAAAAGGAGAAGGAUAAAGGCAAGGACAAGGAAUUACACAUCAAACGUGGGGAAUCUGCAAACAUCAAAGCUGGAUUAGAACAUCUGCCACCAGCUGAGCAGGCCAAAGCCAGACUACAACUGGUUCUUGAAGCUGCUGCAAAAGCUGAUGAAGCUUUGAAAGCCAAAGAAAGAAAUGAGGAAGAAGCAAAGAGAAGAAAGGAGGAAGACCAAGCCACCCUGGUAGAACAAGUGAAAAGAGUAAAAGAAAUUGAAGCUAUUGAAAGUGAUUCUUUUAUUCAGCAGACAUUCAGGUCAAGUAAAGAAGUCAAAAAGUCAGUGGAACCUACUGAAGUGAAACAUGCGACUUCAACAUCAGGACCAGCAUCAGUACUUGCUGAUCCACCCAGUACUGAAAAAGAAAUAGACACUACCAGCAUCCCUACUGCAAUCAAGUACCAAGAUGACAAUUCUCUGGCCCAUCCAAAUUUAUUUGUUGACAAAGCUGAUGCUGAGGAAAAGUGGUUCAAGAGAUUAAUUGCACUCCGACAGGAAAGGCUAAUGGGCAGUCCAGUGGCUUAAGUAAAUACACAUGUUGUUGAAUUGACAGUACCAUUGAAAAGUCAGGUUUUUAAAUCCCAAUAUUAACUUUUUACUCUUAGAAACAAUUUAGCAGGUGUAUUCUCAUUUCAUUCUUCUCUCUUAUAGGCUCAAAUAUUUGUUGAUUUGAUUUAAAUAAAACAUUGCAUAUAAUUAAUGUAAAAUGUUAAGAAGCAUGAAAA